This is a messenger RNA of Castor canadensis (American beaver), 3934 nucleotides long. It is a transcript of the gene Kat14, whose product is annotated as lysine acetyltransferase 14. NCBI's taxonomy places the organism in Eukaryota, Metazoa, Chordata, Mammalia, Rodentia, Castoridae. The record is from RefSeq and is a predicted model, not a curated record. Gene Ontology annotation, molecular function: histone acetyltransferase activity.
AAGAGCACUUCUGAACCUGUGAGCAGGAGGGAUGGAUAGUAACAUCCAUCUGAGCAGUUUGAUAAGUCGACACGAUGAUGAAGCCACCAGAACAUCUACCUCAGAAGGGCUGGAAGAGGGUGAAGUGGAGGGAGAGACGCUCCUGAUUGUUGAGUCAGAGGAUCAGGCAUCUGUGGACUUAUCUCAUGACCAGAGUGGGGAUUCCCUCAACAGCGACGAAGGAGAUGUGUCGUGGAUGGAGGAGCAGCUGUCCUACUUCUGUGACAAGUGCCAAAAAUGGAUACCGGCCAGUCAGCUGAGGGAACAGCUCAGUUACCUUAAGGGUGAUAACUUUUUUAGGUUUACUUGUUCAGAUUGCUCAGCAGAUGGCAAGGAGCAGUAUGAGAGACUGAAGCUGACAUGGCAGCAAGUUGUCAUGUUGGCAAUGUACAACUUAUCUCUGGAAGGAAGUGGACGUCAAGGUUAUUUCAGGUGGAAAGAAGAUAUCUGCGCUUUUAUUGAGAAACAUUGGACUUUUUUACUAGGAAAUAGGAAAAAGACUUCGACGUGGUGGAGCACAGUAGCAGGUUGUCUCAGCGUGGGAAGUCCUAUGUAUUUCCGUUCAGGUGCUCAGGAAUUUGGAGAGCCUGGAUGGUGGAAACUUGUUCAUAACAAGCCCCCAACAAUGAAACCUGAAGGAGAGAAGUUGUCUGCUUCAACUUUGAAAGUAAAAGCCUCAAAACCAACAUUGGAGCCCAUCAUUACGGUGGAGGGACUUAGAAAACGAGCAAGUCGGAAUCCUGUGGAAUCUGCCAUGGAAUUAAAAGAGAAAAGGUCUCGAACGCAGGAAGCCAAAGACAUUCGAAGAGCCCAGAAAGAAGCGGCAGGCUUUCUGGACAGGAGCACAUCCUCCACCCCCGUGAAAUUCAUUAGCCGAGGUCGAAGGCCAGACGUGAUUCUGGAGAAAGGAGAAGUGAUCGACUUCUCGUCCCUGAGCUCCUCGGACCGCACGCCCCUGACCAGCCCCUCUCCUUCCCCGUCCUUGGACUUCUCUGCCCCCGGGACCCCGGCCUCCCACUCGGCCACGCCCAGCCUGCUCUCCGAAGCUGAUCUGAUUCCCGACGUGAUGCCGCCACAAGCCCUGUUCCACGAUGACGACGAAAUGGAAGGUGACGGCGUCAUAGACCCGGGCAUGGAGUACGUCCCGCCCCCCGCCGGCUCGGCAGCUUCGGGACCCGUGGGGGGCAGAAAGAAGGUCCGAGCCCCUGAGCAGAUCAAGCAGGAGGUGGAGAGCGAGGAGGAGAAGCCGGACAGGAUGGACGUGGACAGCGAAGACACAGACUCCAAUGCCUCUGUGCACGCAAGGGCUCGGGAGAAGAGGAAGCCUCCCCUGGAGAAGGACACGAAGCCCAAAGGGCCCAAGUACACCCCGGUCAGCAUCUACGAGGAGAAGCUGCUGCUCAAGAGGCUGGAAGCCUGCCCCGGCGCCGUGGCCAUGACGCCGGAAGCGCGGAGGCUGAAGCGGAAGCUGAUCGUCAGGCAGGCGAAGAGGGACCGUGGGCUGCCGCUCUUCGACCUGGACGAGGUGGUGAACGCCGCCUUGCUGCUGGUCGACGGGCUUUACGGCGCCAAGGAAGCAGGAGUGUCCAGGCUUCCCGCCGGGCAAGCCACCUACCGCACCACCUGCCAGGACUUCAGGAUCCUCGACCGGUACCAGACUGCCUUGCCAUCCAGGAAAGGAUUUCGGCACCAGACCACCAAAUUUUUGUAUCGUUUGGUGGGAUCAGAAGAUAUGGCUGUAGACCAAAGUAUUGUCAGCCCUUAUACUUCUCGUAUCUUGAAGCCUUAUAUCAGGCGUGAUUAUGAGACAAAGCCACCCAAACUACAGCUCCUGUCACAGAUUCGUUCCCACCUGCACAGGAGUGACCCACACUGGACACCUGAGCCUGACGCACCUCUUGACUACUGCUAUGUCCGACCAAAUCACAUCCCAACGAUCAACUCUAUGUGUCAGGAGUUUUUCUGGCCUGGCAUUGAUCUGUCUGAGUGCCUGCAGUAUCCAGACUUCAGUGUUGUUGUCCUGUAUAAAAAAGUCAUCAUUGCCUUUGGCUUCAUGGUUCCUGAUGUGAAAUACAACGAGGCCUACAUUUCAUUUCUGUUUGUCCAUCCUGAAUGGAGAAGAGCAGGGAUUGCAACUUUCAUGAUCUAUCACCUGAUUCAGACCUGCAUGGGCAAGGAUGUGACCCUUCACGUCUCAGCAAGCAACCCUGCUAUGCUGCUAUACCAGAAGUUUGGAUUCAAGACUGAAGAGUAUGUUUUAGAUUUUUAUGAUAAAUAUUACCCAUUGGAGAGUACAGAGUGUAAACAUGCAUUCUUUCUGAGGCUCCGGCGCUGAUAUGAACGUAGCUCCUCAUAGAGAACCGUGUGUGCUGUCCAAGAACAGUUGGAGACCUGUGGGCAGUUACUCAUCUCACUGUGGACUCUGAUCUUCUUUGUGGUUAGAGGUCGUAGUGGUGGGCAAUGGAUUGAGUGGUGGGCACAGUUGCUUUCCUAUCUUUCUGGAGUGGCCUUUGACCAACGUCUUGGGCUCCACCAUUGAAUAAAACUGAAUGAUGCUGCUAUUGUCCUUCCACCUGACAGCGUGUCAGAGCAAAAGACCUUCUAAACUGAUACUCUUGGUAAGAGAGAGUCUGUCUGUCCUAACUUUGCGGACAAGAAAACAUGAGUGCUGUUGAAGAUUCACACAGUGCCGAAGUGGUAUUAUGCUGUCCUCGGAGGAGAGAUUAUGCGAUGAUUACAGAAAAGGAUUCCAGUGCUGUUCUCAGCCCAGGGCCUGCUAUCACUGAUUCCAGGACAACUUCUGGGGCACUGAAGUUCUGUUGUCUCUUUAUGACAGUCAGAAAAAAUAAACUCAUUGCUUUACUUAUUCUUCCUGUUAGCAUCCUUGCAGAGACCUUAGCCUGAUAACAAAGGAUCUCAUUCUCCCUUGGCCUGGGUAGCUGGUUUGGGAUUGGUGGUGUUGAGCUGGUUUCAUUUUGAUCUCCCUCCCUGACCCUUCUUAUGCCCAGAGUUGCACCACGGGAGUGGAGACGUGGGUGGUGCAAGCAGAAUCAGCCAUGGAUGUAACCUGCCCUGUCUGUAGAACAAGGUGCUUGGUUUGUGGAUGUUGGAGAUGGACCAUCAAUCAGGUCCAUUUGAACCUAUCAUGAGUAUUUCCAAAAAUGUCAGAUGUUCUCAAAUAACAAACCUUUCCUGUAACAGCCCAAGGUCAGGGCUUCAAUCCAGUUUCCUUUCAACCCUUUUUUAAUUAAGAGCAGUGGUUCUUAACUUUGUGGGAUAUGGAUUGCUUUGAGAAUUCAAAGAAAACUGAAUGCUCUGUUGAAAGCUGUCAUGCACAUUUAAACUUUGGCAUUAGGCCUUGUGGAGUACUGUUAGAUCCUCUGCUUUAGGGUCUGCAUGUGCAGCUGGCCCAAAUCCUUGUGUUUGUGGAGGGCCUGUUGAGCACCCAUAGUAAGCCAGUCUGCAGAUGGUUCUGUCACCUGGGGUAGCAGUUUUGGCUACCAUUUCAUUUGGGUGAGAACUUGUAGCAGCACCAUCCAUGUCUUUCCUUGUGUUUUCUUCUCCCUCCCAUGAGUUUCCUACCCUUUUAAAGGUUUUUGUGACAAAAUGAAUUAUAAGUCCCAUGAAGUAAAAUUGAGGAAACAACAUUUUUCAAACCUGGAAACCAGCUUGUAACUGUUAUAUGUGAGUGUCCAGCAUCUGUUGUUACACAGGGUAGCUCAGGUGAUUGUCUCUGCAACUUUCUGGAGCUGAGCUGAGAACGGCUGUGAUUUCUGUAAUUGACUCUUUGGUUUACAUUUUUUAAUUAUGAAAAAUUUCAAUCAUAUUCAAAGUCAGAAUGAUGCAGGAAAAGACGUUUGAUGCCACGUUUGUUUCAUUUCAUUCUAUGGACUUU